AUGGGCGUACAACUCCCCGACCUGCAGUUCACAUCGCUCGAGACGAUCCCCGAGCGCGUCUCUACCGCCCGCAAGGCCUUCCUGGAGCACAAGACGCGCGAUGUCGAGUUCCGUCUCGUGCAGCUGCGCAAACUCUACUGGGCGAUCAAGGACCACGAGGAGGAGAUCGUCGAGGCCUGCGCCCAAGACCUGAACAAGCCGCGCUUCGAGACCGAGGUUGCGGAGAGCGGAUGGCUGCUCAACGAUGUUGUCUUCACCACCCGCAAUCUGCACAAAUGGGUCAAGGACGAGAAGGCCCCCGAUAUCGACCUGUCCUUCAAGUUCAUGAACCCUAAGAUCAGAAAGGACCCGCUCGGUUGCGUGCUGGUCAUUGGUGCCUUCAACUUCCCCUUCCAAUUGACCCUGGGUCCCGUCAUUGGAGCCAUCGCCGCUGGAAACACCGUCGUCAUCAAGCCUAGCGAGAAUGCCCCCCGCAGCGCCGCCGUCAUGCAAAAGAUCUGCGAAGCUUCCCUCGACCCCGCCUGCUACCACAUCAUCCAGGGUGGUGUGCCCGAGACACAGGCACUUUUGGCCGAACGCUGGGACAAGAUAUUCUUCACUGGAGGCGCCAACGUCGGCCGCAUCAUCGCGAAGGCUGCCGCCCCGCACCUGACCCCCGUCGUCCUCGAGCUGGGUGGCAUCAACCCGGCCAUUGUCACCAAGAAUGCCGACCCACGCCUGGUUGCGCGCCGAAUGCUCUGGGGUAAGAUUAUGAACGCCGGACAGGUCUGCACUUCUCAAAACUACCUGCUGGUCGACAAGUCGCUGGUGUCCAAGGUGGUCGAGGAGUUCCAGAAGGCCUACAAGGAGUUCUACCCCAAGGGCGCCAAGGACUCGCCCGACUACUCGCGCAUUAUCAACGACAGCCACUUCCAGCGCCUCAAGUCAAUGCUGGAUAACUCCAAGGGCAAGAUCCUGAUGGGUGGCACCAUGGAUGAGAAGGAGCGCUUCAUUGAGCCUACUCUGGUUCAGGUGGACUCCGUCGACGACUCCCUGUGCUCCCAGGAGAGCUUCGGACCUUUCAUUCCUAUCCUCCCCGUUGAGAACCUGGAUGAGGCCAUCAACCUCGCCAACGGCGUUCAGAGCACCCCGCUGGGUCUUUACCCCUUUGGCAACAAGGCCGAUGUCGCUAAGAUUCUGGACUCCACCCGCUCCGGUGGUGUCUCCUGCAACGAUGCCGCCCUUCAUAUCCCAACCCUGCCCUUCGGUGGUGUCGGCGAGAGUGGUUACGGUGCCUACCGUGGCCGCUCCAGCUUCGACGUGUGGGUUCACCGUCGUCCCAUCACAUCCAGCCCCGGUUGGCUCGAGUCGAUCCUUGCUAUUCGCUACCCUCCCUAUGCCGGCAAGCUGAGCAAGUUCAAGGCUGCCAGCACUCUGGUCCCCGACUUUGACCGUACCGGCAAGAAGGUGACCCUGGGCUGGUUGCGCUUUAUCUUCACGCUCGGUGGAGGAAGUGCCAAGGCUGGCGCCGGCCGCGCGGCGGUUGUUGCUGCUCGUGAGUGA
This is a messenger RNA of Penicillium argentinense, 1542 nucleotides long. RefSeq names its product hexadecenal dehydrogenase. Gene Ontology annotation, cellular component: cytoplasm. The record is from RefSeq and is a predicted model, not a curated record. Gene Ontology annotation, biological process: aldehyde metabolic process. The coding region runs from base 1 to 1542 and encodes 513 amino acids. The transcript is spliced from 4 exons. NCBI's taxonomy places the organism in Eukaryota, Fungi, Ascomycota, Eurotiomycetes, Eurotiales, Aspergillaceae. Gene Ontology annotation, molecular function: aldehyde dehydrogenase (NAD+) activity.